Pichia membranifaciens NRRL Y-2026 is the source of this 168-nucleotide messenger RNA. RefSeq lists its product as hypothetical. The record is from RefSeq and is a predicted model, not a curated record. The annotation marks the transcript as partial. Lineage: Eukaryota; Fungi; Ascomycota; Pichiomycetes; Pichiales; Pichiaceae. The transcript has a single exon.
AUGAACGGUUAUCCAUGGUACACUAGAGCCACCGACAUUGCGCACAGACUCACGGUUUUGGGUCUUGUUGGUUUCACUGUCUACAUGUCGGCUGGCGUUGGCUACACCCUUUAUCAGAACGGUAAGAUGGCCGAAGAGAGGUUGGCGAAGCAGAAAGAGGUAAUGGAG